Molecule: messenger RNA, 672 nt
Organism: Acanthamoeba castellanii str. Neff
Lineage: Eukaryota; Discosea; Longamoebia; Acanthamoebidae
Exons: 4
Coding region: 1-672 (223 amino acids)
Source: RefSeq, a predicted model, not a curated record
AUGCCCCUGCGCGUCGGCGAGGACAGCGGGGCAAAGGACGCGUCGGUUGCGCCCAACACCCACCUGUUUCGUGUAGCCAUCGUCGACCGCAUUACCGCCGCCCUCGAACCCGCAUUGGGCGUGGCGGGGCUGCUCGACGCGUGGCGUCUGUGGCUUGUGUGCGAUGUGGCGUCCCCUGCAACCGAGCAGUUUCAUCAAACGCGCACAACGGCGCUGCAAGGCCCCAUCGAUGCAUUCCUCAAGACCGAAUCUUGGAGCCACUACCUGGCCAUCACCCGAGCACACAACUGCCGCGAUACGCUGGCGGAAAUGGGCAAUCGUUUUGCGGCCUCUGCCGUCAUGAUCGGCCAUCGAGUGAUAGGGCAAGCAAGGCUGCCGUCGCCGCUGCCGCAGAAUGCGCUCCUCGUGUUUGGCUGCAACGAUUUCAACUACUUGACGCCCUUUCUGGAUGCUGCGACGGACCGCAAUCUUCGUGGAUGGUACCGGAGCGCCGGCCAGGCCGAGGCGCUUCAGGCAGUGAACAGCUACAUGGACAAAACGGUCGAGCUCAACGUGUUGGCCGGACAAAGGGGCGCGGCCGGCUUGGCGGUCGACCUGGGCGAUUCGUUCUUUGCGCCGCUGUUGGAGGGCGCUGACAACACAGCCGCAGUACCAACUGCCUGCGUCGAAUAG